Stylophora pistillata is the source of this 1420-nucleotide messenger RNA. RefSeq lists its product as uncharacterized. Lineage: Eukaryota; Metazoa; Cnidaria; Anthozoa; Scleractinia; Pocilloporidae. The record is from RefSeq and is a predicted model, not a curated record.
UAUUGUUUUUUUCCAAGUUCAAGACUGUGUGUCUGGUGAUAUGCGGUUUGAGGAACGCACAAAGGGCAACGUUCGUGUCUCCGAGCUCUCCAAUGAUGACAUCAUUCGGGGUAUCAGAGGAGCUGACCGCGUUUGGCUGGUGCAGGGUGGAAGCCGUCUACCCCAGAAAAGGCAACAAAAACUUCACUACUUAUGACGGUUUUACACCAAAUCACAUGGUUAUCGAUGCUGGCACUGUUCGUCCGUACGGGAAAAGGGGUAACGCCACGAAAAGUCGACUCUACAUGCUUGCUACUGAAUGCGACGCCGCGGUGAAUGCAGCUGGCCAGGCUUUUAGCCCAAUCAGCACUGCAUUCUGUCCAUAUGAGCUGAGCUGGAGCGAGUAUCUUCCACUGAUAGCAGCCAUUUGUCGGGUUACCACUAGUACAGGAUACUUCUGGUAUUACAGCGACGCCUUCUACGACAACGAGACUGCUAGAGUUCCGCAGUGGAAAGGCAUGCUGCACGAUAUGUGCACAGAGCUUCUGCUGUGUGCUCGUGAGGGACAAUGCCAGAAGUUCGAGAAAGUGAUGGAAGAGUUUGUACAUGAGCACAUGAACACCAAGUACAGGGUGAUUGUAGAGAGCAUCUUCCCCAACAUCGGCGGUGACGUGGAAAAAUCAGAAUCUGGUUCCAUCAGCGAGAUGGUUCGUCCGCAAAAGAAAACUCAUACUUUGUUGUUCCUUGCUGUGGGUAGCGCCAUUGCUAUUGUCCUGAUCAUAAUGGCAGCAGCCUUCCUUGUGCACCGCGCCAGAGUGACUGGAAAGGGAAAAAUAGUGAAGGCUUCUCACUCAAGUGACCAUCCUCAAGCUAAAGCUCAAGAUGUGGAUGCCUGAACUGUUGUAAGCACAGUUGGUUUGUACCACUGAGACUCUCAGUAUACCUAGGAAAAUGUUUACUGAGUCUAUAGUUUGAAAUCAGGUGAAGCUUAGCUUUAGAUUUUGUCCCAAGUUCUGUAUUCGUGUGCAUAUCCAGUUUAUAGGCAUAACUGAAUUACUCGUUUUAAGGAUUUUUACAAGCUGGGAGACGUACAAAAUGAAGCUUUUUCAUUUUUCAUAUGCUAUUUUUGUUUUCAACCAGAAGCGAAUCAGGUCAACAUUUGAAAAAUAACGACCUGAAAGUGUGGGGUUGAGUUAGAGUUUAAAUUGAAGUAACAGCUGUGUGAUUGCCUGGGAAAACUCGCGCCACUUUUUCAACAAACUUCCAAAACCAAUCUCGAAUUGUGCAUGCUCACGCGCACCUUCCCUGACGUACGAUCAAGGCUAAUUUACCAUUUUGCUAGCUAAAAAAGAACGUUUGAUCACAGGUUACAUUUUCACGCGCUUGGCGCGAGCCACAUGUAGUUUUUUGCCGAAUUAUGUUUGGUUCAUUGAACAGUUUU